CGAACAUUCUCCGGCGACGACGGCCAUCUUCUCUCCCAUCUUCCGCCCACCUUUUCUAGAACAAAAUGCUCCGCCCUCAACCAGCCUACAACCUCCUAGAAAUCAACCUGAUCUCCGCCCACGACCUCCCUCCCGUAUCCAAAACGCUGCGCUCGUACGUCGUCGUGUGGCUAGAUCCCGGCCGCAAGCUAACGACGAGGAUCGACCACGACGGCCGCACGAAUCCCACGUGGAAUUAUCGGCUCGUCUUCCGCCUCGACGACCGGAUGCUUGGUUCCGGCGCCGUCAAUUUCGAGAUCUAUAACGUCGCGUGGCUGCGCGACACUCCGAUCGGCACGGCCACGCUCGCGUUGAACAGCUUCUUCCCGCCGCUCUCGGCCAACAAUUCCGCCGUGCGACAUGCCGCCCUGCCGGUUCGCCGCCCGACCGGGCAUUUGCGAGGAACCCUAAACGUUACGAUCCGAUUGCAAGAAGGCGGCUGCGAUGGGAGGGCAGAACCGUCCAAGCCCGAUAAUUUUGAAGAUGUAGACGAAGGCGAAAGCAAAAGCGUUUUCAAUGGUGUUCCAGAGAGAUCCAAAAUCUGUGGAGAAACGGAGGAGAUAAAUAAAACGCCGGAGAAUCCGCCCGAUUGCGACCAUGGAAACCUAAAGCGGACAAAGAGCGUCCGGAUCGUGUCCGAUAAAGAGGACGACGAGAUCGUGAAAAACGGCCGCCCAUCUUUCAGCGCCUCCUACGUCUCCGGCAUGCACCCCUUGCCGUCGGAGGUGGCGGCGGACUUGAUGAAAGGUUAUUUUUCCGGCGGGGAAGAGGAGGAGUACGGGAGCUCCAUAUUCGAGAACUGGUCCCUCCCGGGAGUGACCACGACACCGAACAAGGAUUGUUACACGGAGGGAGCGAAGAGGGACGAAGAUGAUGUGGCGUUGAUCCCGGUGGCCGGAAAAGGUCACAGCCGGUCGGGGUCGUGGGGGGAUAAAACAGGAUUGUCGUCGAACCAUCACCGCCGGCACCAUCAUCGCCGGAGCCGCUCCGGUGGUGGGGGAUUGUUGUCGUGUUUCGGAAAUGCGUACGGGGUCGAGUUCAGGCUCAUCUGUGGGUCCGACCCGACGACCAAUGAGAAAAAGAUUAAAAAAACAAAAGAUGAAUCUUUUCUUCGAAAGUCCCUCAAAACUGCGCAGAAGAAGGAAAAAGAGCAGAAAGAGAUUACGAAAAAUGCAGGGACUUGUGAUCAAAAUCCUCUAUUCAUUGAGUCUAAUGCCACCCCUGUGAAGAGCCGAGCAACUGCUCAAGUGGAUGAAGAUGAUUAUAUUGGUGGUGAUAAUGAUGAGUUAAAUGAGGACGAGUUCUUUAUUCGGAGGGACGAUCCUUCUUUUGAUACGUCUUUUGGUAAUGAGGUAGACGCGACAUUGGAUGGUGGCUUUGAAGAUGGGUCGGAUUUGGCCAUCGGACUUGAGUUUGCUGACAAAAGAGAGUUGAAGAAGAAGAUGGCUGAUGUUUCCAUACAAGGACAUUUUGAAACAAAGACUGUGAAGAGCGACAAGAAGAGUCGAAUUUAUCAAAUUGAUUGUGUAAAAUAUUGGUAAUUUUUUAAUAUGGAAUACACUGACUAAUAUUUGAAUUUUGAAUGGAACGAAGAGACUUUUACACUCUAAUUAACAAUUAAUACAUGAAUGAAGAUAUGUGUGAACG
Cuscuta campestris is the source of this 1686-nucleotide messenger RNA. The record is from the annotation of a GenBank genome assembly. NCBI's taxonomy places the organism in Eukaryota, Viridiplantae, Streptophyta, Magnoliopsida, Solanales, Convolvulaceae.